GAUAACACCCAAAAACACACACAAAAACAAAUGGCUGAAACAACCACAUUCUUGUCCACCGCCAUAUCCCACCACCUCUCUCCCUCCCAAUUCCGCCUUUUCGCCCGCCACGAAACACAACAACCAUAUAACAUCACAAGAAAACCCAACUCAUCCUUUUCUUGUCAAGCCAUAAGUUCUGGGGCAGCAGCAGCAGGGGCUACUACCCCAACACCAAAAAAGAAAAAGAAUCGGUACGAAAUCGAAAACUUAACAACAUGGUUGUUAAAACAAGAACAAGCUGGUCACAUUGAUGCGGAACUGACAAUAGUAUUAUCAAGCAUUUCAUUGGCGUGUAAGCAAAUUGCAUCUUUGCUAGCAAGGUCUAGCAUUGUUAACUUGACUGGUGCUCAAGGCACUAUGAAUAUUCAAGGUGAAGAUCAAAAGAAACUAGAUGUUAUAUCCAAUGAGUUGUUCUGCAACUGCUUGAGAUCAAGUGGACGAACGGGCAUCAUAGCGUCAGAGGAAGAAGAUGUCCCCGUGGCGGUGGAGGAAACUAAUUCGGGUAACUACAUUGUUGUGUUUGAUCCUAUUGAUGGAUCUGCUAACAUUGACAUUGCCUUAACUACCGGUUCAAUAUUUGGCAUUUAUGCCCCUGAUGAACAAUGCCUUGUGGAUUAUGACAACGAUACGUUAGACCAGGCUAAAGAGAAGUGUAUUGUGAGUGUGUGCCAACCCGGAAGCAACUUAUUAGCAGCAGGAUACUGUUUGUACUCGAGCUCAGUAGUGUUCACUAUUUCAAUAGGGAACGGAGUUCAUGGAUUCACGCUUGAUCCAGCUUAUGGUGAAUUUGUUCUAACACACGAGGACAUCAAGAUACCGAAAUCAGGAAGAAUUUACUCCUUCAAUGAAGGCAACUUUGACCUUUUUGAUCCUAAAUUGCAGAACUACCUUAACCAUCUAAGGAAGCCAGGUGGACCUGCUGGAAAACCGUACUCAGGAAGGUACAUUGGGUGUCUUGUAGGUGAGAUUCACAGAAUGUUGCUAUAUGGUGGCAUCUAUGGAAAUCCUGAUAACGAGAAGGCGAAAAAUGGGAAUCUGAGGUUAUUGUAUGAAUGUGCGCCGAUGAGUUAUUUGGUUGAACAAGCAGGAGGGAAAGCCAUAGAUGGUGUUCAAAGGAUUCUUGAUAUUGAACCUAAGCAGGUUCACCAGCGAACUCCGAUAUUCAUAGGAAGCCCAGAUGAAAUCGAUAAGCUAGUGUCGUAUUUGGCUUGAAGUAUGUGGGAGUUUCAUUCAUUUUUCGUUCGUGACACUUUCUCUUGUAUUUCUGGUGACAAGAAUUUGAGAGCAGAAGGCUUCUAGUGACAAGUUACAUCAAUAAGUUCAAAUUCAAAGAAAGAAUUUAAGAUUAAUAAGUUGACACUGUCAUUGAGAUAAUUUGAAUUCAAAAUAUCUUUUUUUUUUCCAAA
Erigeron canadensis is the source of this 1448-nucleotide messenger RNA. RefSeq names its product fructose-1,6-bisphosphatase, chloroplastic-like. The record is from RefSeq and is a predicted model, not a curated record. Gene Ontology annotation, biological process: sucrose biosynthetic process; gluconeogenesis; fructose metabolic process. The transcript has 4 exons. The coding region runs from base 31 to 1254 and encodes 407 amino acids. NCBI's taxonomy places the organism in Eukaryota, Viridiplantae, Streptophyta, Magnoliopsida, Asterales, Asteraceae. Gene Ontology annotation, cellular component: cytoplasm; cytosol. Gene Ontology annotation, molecular function: fructose 1,6-bisphosphate 1-phosphatase activity.